Molecule: messenger RNA, 483 nt
Organism: Entrophospora candida
Lineage: Eukaryota; Fungi; Glomeromycota; Glomeromycetes; Entrophosporales; Entrophosporaceae
Source: the annotation of a GenBank genome assembly
AUGUCUUCACAACAAAUUACCUCUAAAGAGAUUCCAAUCAUAAAAAAGGCAGAGCCUGGUACAUCCAUACCAGAAAAUUAUAGUAGGACACCUUCAGGAACAAUCUAUUCUAGUACACCUGGAGGAACAAGGAUAAUUUAUGAUCGUAAUACUUUACUUAAUCUAGCAAAUUCACCACUUGCAAAAACACCACCAACAAAAUUACCAUACAUUCCUGGUGUUACUAUUCCGCAUCAAACAACUGAACAAGGAUCCUCUGAAAAAAAGGACAUCAAUGAUGACAAAAAAUUGAAUCAAAUUGCUGGCCAUUUGGCACCCCCAAAUCCUAAUUAUCCCGGUUCUAAAAACACUUUAGUUGAUUCUAAUCAAAGUGGCAAUAUUAGUAGCGGGGGUGAAAGUGGUGAUGAAGAUUCAAGUAAUAAUAAUACACAAGGAUAUAAAGAUGAUCAUGACCAUGGAGUAUUUGAUAUUGACAUGGAAUGA